Messenger RNA from Gopherus flavomarginatus (Mexican gopher tortoise), 1152 nucleotides. Its product is annotated as zinc finger protein 2-like. Gene Ontology annotation, biological process: regulation of DNA-templated transcription. NCBI's taxonomy places the organism in Eukaryota, Metazoa, Chordata, Testudines, Testudinidae. Bases 483 to 740 code for a protein of 85 amino acids. The transcript has 6 exons. The record is from RefSeq and is a predicted model, not a curated record.
CCGGCUGGGAGAGGGGGCGGCGCCAGUGGAAAGGAUGAGCGGUGGGGGGAGGGUCAGGAUGGCCCCGGGGACCCUCCCUUCCCUGGGCUGGAGAGGGGAAGCGGCCCCGAGGCAGGCUGGGAGAUGUAGUUCCUGACUCUCCUUGGAGCGGAAGUGACAUCGGCGGGAGGCGGAGCUGCGCUACGAAGGAGCGUUGGGCAGUCCGGCUCUGCCUGGCUCGCGCGGGGCCGUUGGAGCCUCUCCCGGGGCCGGAGAAGGUUUUCUCUCCAGGUGUGUGACUCAGAUCAGGGCUCCUAUCGUACUGAGCAUGGCCCUCUUCUGCCAGAUGCUGCAGAGACCCCAACUGAAAUCUGGGCCUUGUUCUGCCAGGCGCUGAAGAGACCGCAAGUAAGAUCAGACCCCACAUUGUGCCAGGCUACAGAAUAACGUCCACGUUUUGCUCCAGAUCAUCCCAUCCUCCCAGGGGGAAGGAAUUGGCUGCAAUGGAGCUGGCUCAGGGGCCAGUGACUUUCGAGGGGGUGGCUGUGUAUUUCACCAGGGAGGAAUGGGCUCUGCUGGACCCUGUUCAGAGAGCCCUCCACAGGGAUGUCAUGCAGGAGAACUAUGAGACGGUGACCUCGCUGGUAGGGUCUCCAGUUUCCAAACCUGAUGUGAUCUCACAGCUGGAACGAGGGAAAGAGCCGUGGGUCCCAGACCUCCAGGGUUCUGAGAAAGAAGAGCUGCCUGCACAGUGCAGGUAGUGAUCUAUGUCUGGAUUCUCUCUAUCUCCCAUCAGGUGAUGAGAUGGUGAGUCAGAAUGAGGAGGAGAAACCCCAUCAGGAAGAUGCUGAGCAAGGAGAACCACAUGGAACUUUAUCAGGAAGAUCCAAAGGGAAUGUUUUCUGGAGUUGUGCACUCUCAGAAAAAACAAAAGCCUGUGAGACUCAGAGGAGGGCAGAGGGAAACUUUAGUAGCUUCUCAGACCUUAUAACAAGCUACAGAAUCAACUUGGAAGAGACACACUACAGGUGCCAUGAGUGUGGGAAAAGCUUCAGCUGGAGCUCACACCUUAUCAGACAUCAGACAAUCCACACAGGUGAGAAACCUUAUGGAUGCUCUGAGUGUGGGAAAUGCUUCAUCGAUAGUUCAGCCCUCAUCUCACAUCCGCGAAUC